Pundamilia nyererei is the source of this 4208-nucleotide messenger RNA. It is a transcript of the gene slc35a2, whose product is annotated as solute carrier family 35 member 2. The record is from RefSeq and is a predicted model, not a curated record. Gene Ontology annotation, biological process: pyrimidine nucleotide-sugar transmembrane transport. The transcript has 5 exons. Gene Ontology annotation, molecular function: pyrimidine nucleotide-sugar transmembrane transporter activity. The coding region runs from base 109 to 1242 and encodes 377 amino acids. Lineage: Eukaryota; Metazoa; Chordata; Actinopteri; Cichliformes; Cichlidae. Gene Ontology annotation, cellular component: Golgi membrane.
AGUUCUGUUUGGUUUCUUUGUGGCCCACAAAAUACCCCUGAUGCAGUCACGUCAUCCUAAAGCGGAGCACCUAAACUUUGCUGCUCUUUUGUAAAAUCUCUUCCUCGUAUGAAAACUGUGGUGAGCCUUAUGGUGAGCUCUUGUCCUGUAGUUAACAGACGGUUGAAGUACAUCAGCCUGGCUGUCCUCGUGGUCCAGAAUGCAUCGCUCAUCCUCAGCAUCCGGUACGUCCGCACGUUGCCAGGCGACCGCUUCUUCACCACGUCGGCCGUGGUGAUGGCGGAGGUCCUGAAGGUCCUGACGUGUCUGGUCAUCAUCCUACUGCAGAAGAGACUAAACGUGAAGGAGACAGUGUACUUCCUGAUCAACGUCAUCGUGGUUCAGUACAAAGACACUCUGAAGCUCGCCGUUCCUUCUCUCAUCUACACUCUGCAGAACAACCUGCAGUACGUGGCCAUCUCCAACCUGCCGGCCGCCACCUUCCAGGUGACCUACCAGCUGAAGAUCCUCACCACGGCUCUGUUCAGCGUGCUCAUGCUCAGGAAGUCUCUGUCCAGAGUUCAGUGGAUUUCUCUGCUGCUGCUGUUUGCCGGCGUCGCCAUCGUGCAGGUGCAGCAGGAGGGCAACAAAGAGGCGUCGGUGAAGGACACCUCCACUCAGAACUACACCGUGGGCUUGGUUGCCGUGGUGAUCAGCUGCUUGUCGUCGGGAUUUGCCGGCGUAUACUUUGAGAAGAUCCUGAAGGGCAGCUCCGCCUCCGUGUGGGUGAGGAAUGUGCAGCUGGGAAUCUUCGGCAUGGUGCUCGGCCUGCUGGGACUGUGGUGGAAUGAUGGCGCCGCCGUUGCCGAGCGUGGCUUCCUGUUUGGGUACACCAGCAUGGUAUGGUGCGUCAUCUUCAACCAGGCGUUCGGUGGGCUGCUGGUGGCCCUGGUGGUGAAGUACGCCGACAACAUCCUCAAGGGCUUCGCCACCUCCUUCUCCAUCAUCGUCUCCACGGUGACGUCCAUCUACCUGUUCGGCUUCCAUGUGGACUUACUCUUCACUGCAGGGGCGGGGCUUGUCAUCGGUGCAGUCUACAUGUACAGCCUCCCCAAAGCGCCUGCCGGCUCGGCGUCCGCAAGCUCCUCCUCCUCCUCAUCUUCCACGUCCGAGAAGACGGACAUAGACGCAGAGAUGGAGGCGUUUCUGCCAAAAGCUCAGGGAGGCGUGUUUCCUCCCUCUGCUGUCCACAUCACAACCUAACUGCUCAAAGCACAACGGCAGCAAGAGGAAGAGAAGGAGGAGGAUGAGGAAGGAGCCGCAGUGUGUCAGAAACCCUCACCACCCUCAGUCUGUUUUCUCCUCCGCGGCGUCUCGCCAGCUCUGCCUUAAAACUCUUUAGUAAAUGAAAAGAGAAUCGCCUUACGCUGAAUAUCGAUCAUAUGUUGAUUAUUGUUGUUGCUGGUGGAGGACAACGGCAACCGUAGUCUGAUGGAAAGUUUUCACUGUGCAGCCCCCGUACAUUUAAAUUCCACCUUAAAACAGGAAAAAGGGACGGUUUCUAUGGGAGCCCGAAGUGUAACUUUGAAUAAGUAAUUUACAUGUUUGUAUACAAAAUGUACAAAGUAGCUUGAAGUGAUGUAAGAACUUUUCAAAUUCAAUACACAUUUUUAACCUCAAGGAAGUUCAGUGAAAAUCACAACAAUUUAAAAUAAAAACGCAGCAUUUGUAAAUAAAAGUCACAGAAAUGGAAGCAGAAUCGGAAAGUUAAAAUUUAGAAAGAUAAAGUGAUAAAAGUGUCAUUAUGAAAUGCAAGGAAGACAAAACUACAACAUUUAAUUAAAUUCAAUCAAAAGGUACAUUAAAAAUUCAACGUUUUGAAAGUUGAAAGUUAUUUAGUCUUAUUUUAUUUUUCUGCAAUAAUCAGAAAUGAACUAAAGUCAUUUGAGCUUUUGGCUCAUUUGUUAUCGUGUGUUGACUAAAAAAGCUAAAUAUGUGGAGAAAUCAUAAAUAACUCUCUGCUUUUGUUAAAACCUGCUUCCUUUUUUGUCUUUAAUUCCCAAAUUGCACAAAUUACCGCCCUUUCCUUUUCUCGGCUGCACAGUGAAAACCUCCGGGGUAAAUCGUUGCUCCUCCGGGUGCGUCUCCGCUGAGGGACUGUUUGUGUUGGUGCCUUUUCUCCUCAUCUGUACAGAAGCCAUACGACUGUGUAAAGUUUGCGGUGUACAGUUACGGGACUGUCCGGGAGGCUUUGCUUUAUCUGCAGCUCCCGUGUCGGCGGGGAAUGUGCUCGUUGAUUGGAGCACCUUUAAAUUACGAUCAUAACGUGAUGUUUGUUUGUUUUCGCCAAAAUGUCCUGCCGCAGGCGUCUUGUUGAAGUAGGCGUCCUGCGGUGGCGUCCUGAAUGUUUUUUCUGCUCCUGUUUGUCUCGAUCGUGUCGAGGCGGUUGUGGGUUUUUAUCUUUGUGUGUGUGUCUGAGCUGCUUCUCGGUGUUUACGUCGUUCAGCUUUGGGAGGAGAGGUUGAGUCGUUUUGGUCUCCUGAUCUCUGCAGCAGGUUAAGAUUCUGUGAUUACAACAAGCUUUGUUUUUCCUCACAUCCACCACCGUCGCCGUGUAGCAGUUUGCCUCUGUUGUUGUUCAUUUAAAUCCUGCCAGCACUCGACGUGACCCCGUCUCUUCACGCUGGCCUGUUUGAGCCCCCGAUUGGACUGAUCGGUCCGUUAACACUCUCCGUUAUCAGCCAAUUACAUUAGCCAUCAAAACAUCUGUGUGGAGAAAAGAAAAGCUCUAAAUUAAGAAGGAGCUGGAAGGAAAGCUAGCUGCUCCAUCUUUAAAGUCUUUAUACAGGCACAGCAUUUACUGAACUACAUUUCAUUUAAAGCAGUUUACAGGUUAUUAUUGAAAAUAUAAAUCUACUAAUAAAUUCUACUAAAAUCUUGUUGAUUAAGCAGCUUAGCAUAAGUUUCCGUGUGAACUGAGAUGGUCUGCACUUCAGGCUCUUGUAACUGCAGCUCGUGACCAACUGCAAGAACUGUUACUGAUGCUUAUAUGAAGCGCUAUUCACUAUAACUGUUUCAGGCUCCACAACACACUAUACAUGUAUGCAGUGGGAUGUGGUUAUGGAUGGAGAUGAUUGAAAGUUGCUGCUCUCAUGAGUCGGAAGCGGAGUCAUGUUAACACCACCCACCACCAGUUUGGGCUGCAGCAGCGCCCCAUUGCUCUCUCUGUGCAGCAGGAAGUGGAUACAAAGGGGAAAGAGACGGAUGCUAGCAUGCGUGGUUCUGUCACGCUCGGCUGUGUCAGAGUAAACACGUAUAACCAAAUGAGACGUGUGGCAGGCCUGUGGAUGCUAACCUGCCUGAGGGGAAGGUGCACUCUGCACAUUAAUCUGGCUUCGUGUGUGUGGUGUUAAAGUGCCACACAUUAACGUCUUGGAUUUGUUGUGCGUUCCUCGCAGCAGAUCUGUAAAAGCUUCUCCCAGUGGAAUAUUUUUCUUGAAAAUGUUGCCAGUUUACACUAAAGAAGUAGUUACAGUUCUCCUCACAUACAGUUAAACAUAAACCACUGAUGUGUAAAGAUGACAAACUCUCAAAUACAAGUUCACUAACUGAACCUCUGAUGUUUUUAUUGUGUCAGAAAAAAACCCCUCAAUUAAACCUAAAGUGGGUUAAAUGUAGCUCACAGUCUGUGAAUAUUAGGAGCUCGAUCAUUUCACGGGAAACUGACCUGAGGACGGAGAAACGCGGAGACACAAACACGAAGCCACAUCUCCCAAAGCAUAAAAAUGAAUUAUUUUUCCGAUUUCUUCUCAUGAUGAUUGAAGGCUCUUUUUCUGUUUCCAGUGUGAGAUUAUCAAAAUCAAACUGUGAAGGGACAAAAAAAUGUUACGUUUAUUUUCAGUUUUUGUAAAACAAGCAAACAAAAACCUCCAGCUGACACUUUCUCUCUGGAAGUCUGAAAUUAAUAUCUAUCAUACAUAAUAAUAUAUAAGCUGUUUUUAUUUAAUGUGGGAAUCUUUGGGGUGGUGAACGAAAGGAAGAGGAAACCCAGCAGGAAGCUUCAGAUUUCAGCCAGAAGAAGCUUUUUGUUCUAAGCUCUUCUUAAUGACAUAAAUUUCUAGUGAAAAUGAGUCCUUUGAGUUCUGUGCGGCUAAUAAAGGAUCAUCUCUGCACUUAUUAAAUGUUAUGAAUUGAUCGUUGUAGAUGAUCAUUUUAAUCUCAAACUGACA